Molecule: messenger RNA, 1720 nt
Organism: Lytechinus variegatus (green sea urchin)
Lineage: Eukaryota; Metazoa; Echinodermata; Echinoidea; Temnopleuroida; Toxopneustidae
Exons: 2
Coding region: 13-1248 (411 amino acids)
Source: RefSeq, a predicted model, not a curated record
ACCGACACAAUUAUGCUUUUUGUAUCUUCAUGUUUAUUCGAAAGCAGACAUUCCAUAUUUGUUUAUCACAUAUACCCAUACAACUGUCCUUAUCAUGUUUUAAAUGUGAGACCGGAAGAGUGCAAAUUUGAAAGGAUAUGGAGAUUCCAGCAGAGCAAGGGACACACAGACACCACACACUCAACUCUCACAACCCAUCCAGGAACAGGAGCCCCUUCAGUCUCAGCAAGAAACACAGAUGAUUCAAACAGGAGCAACGCAGCACGAAGUAGCAACAGUCCACCCAAUCCCAGCACAAACCACUCAACAACACCAAGAGUUGUGAUACCAUUUGCAGUACCUGCGAAUACACCUGAACAACCCUUACAAACACAAGGUCCACCUUUUCCACAACAUAAUACGUCAAGUCACAUGUUUCGUCUGCCUCAUGAGAACGAUCCAAGAAGCUGUAAUCAUUAUGUGUCCUGCCCCAGUGCCCCAAAUCCGCAUUACUACGCAUCUAGCUCUGAUAACCCUAGGUCAGAUGAUACUGUAAGGUUGGAAGCCGCUUACCAAGAACCGAAUUCUGUGGAGAUUUAUAAUCACGCAUACGAAGGUACAACUGAUGAUGUACAGUCAAACAUAAUGCUGGAAAAUGUCAAUUCAUACCACUGUAUAUCUAGCUCAAUGGAAAUAGGUAGUGGUAGAGCAACGAGUUAUGAAGAGGCCUAUCAAGUACCGUCUGCUGUCGUUGUAACUGAUCAUGAUUAUCAAGGUAAAUCUGAUGAACAGAAACAGUCAAAGGCAGUGCUUUCUGGAGGAAUAUCUAUGGAAUUCCGCCCUUUGCCACAUAGACCAUCAUCUGCUAACUGCAACGAAGGGCCAACUCUGCCUCCUAGAAAAUCCUCACGAGGUCAAAAACAUUUUCUUUUGAAACAGAGAAACAGUAAUAUCGACAAAGAAAACAAUAAUUUUCCCGGAGCUUGCUCAGUAGAUUCAAAAGGAUUACGCCACAUACCCAAGAAACGUGAACAAGAAAAAAAAGAGAUCGACAAAGAUAUGACCCCUUUCUACCAUACUCUCGAAAAAGAUGAACUAACAAGGAGCCUUGGGGAAGAUAACCAAGGUCCAAUCAGCACAAAUUCACAGGGCAAUACUAUUCGUAGUAGGGUCCAUGGCAACACCGACUUGAUAAACACAGACAGAAUGAUUGACAAUGUUCUUUAUGUUCCCAUGACAUCUUGCCAAAAGAAAUAUUCACAUUCUUAGGACUCAGGACAACUAAUACUAACCAUACCUACUGAGGAAACCAACUGAAUAUCACAAAGAACACCGUGUAUUGUGCUUCCUGUUCUUAAUCUCAUGUGUAAUGACCAUAAAAGAGUCAUUGCUUAUCAAUUGUCAUUCCCUAUUUGCUUCCAGACUUCUAGUGUAGAGGAUUGUGAAGUGCAAUGUUAAAUAAUUUCGAGAAACAUAUCAUGAAAUUCUAAUAUCAAAGCUUUCUUGAAAUAGCUUCAGAAAUUUGUGAACUGAAUUCAAUGGAUGCUUUUAAAAUUCUGCAUCAGUGAAGUGUGUGAACAAAUAUAAGGAAUGGUCCAUGUUAUGACGGUUUUAUUUAAUAUCAUUACUUGUGUGCUUUGCUAUUACUAACUGUUGUGCCUUAAAAUGAAGAGAGAGUUAAACAGUAAUGACAUUUCAGUUUGGUAACGUAAUAACGUAAUGUAAUUACUAUGUAAUGUAA